AUUCAAUCUUUCUGUUCCUUCAACUAUCUCAUCACAAAUACAGAACAAUGACAGCGCUACGCUGGCUUAAGAAGUGCCUGCUAUGGUGGCUACCAGGCCGAAACCCCAAACAUGAUCGAUCCAUCGCCAACAUGGCGUAAUCCCGUCUCUGCCAAAUGCCUACGGAACUCAUCUUGCUUAUUGGUGGCCACAUGUCAGAAGCCGACUAUCUAAGCCUUGAAGCAUCAUGUCGCCACUUUCGUUAUAUGCUUCAAGGCGAAACAAAGAAAGGCUUCCAUCUUUUGGACCGGCGAAAAGAAAUGCUUCGCCGAAUAAAAAGACAUAUCUGUUGUCAGGCCGCGCACGAGGAAUUGGAAGUAUUGAAAGGACACAGAACAACCAGCAGCUUAUUGUCACUCGGAAAACUGUUCUGCAGCUACUGUACAUCUCCUCACCCGGUUCAUCUUUUCAAGCCAGACGCGAUUUUGGAGUCAUUAGUCACCCGUGUUUGUCGGGGAGCAGCAGGCGUCAUAUGGGUCUGCAAGCAUCGCCAAAUGACAUUCACUGAAGUCAAAAACGCUAUACCGAGGUCCAAAGCAUAUGCAGUGUACCUGUGUCUUCAUCCGGAUCAUUACAGAGAUUUCGAUCACCCGUAUCUAUUCGACGAGUACAGCUACAUACGUAAUACAAGGGCAGACGAGAAGUGGUUCCUCCAUAAUAACUCUGUUCGUUUCAAGACGCAACCUUGGGGCGUCUUCGAUACUGCGCCAUUGCGCUUGGGUGUAUCCAAGAUCAAUACUCAUCUCUGUCCGCAUCUACGAUGCUCUGAUAAAGCCUUCUUCGACCUCAUGUUUGCGCCGAUACGACGCAGUAUCUGGGCCUGGCCGUAUUUAGAUACCUGGUCGAUAUUCUGGUGCCCGCAUAAGAACUGCUAUACUCGAUUCUUCUUCAUGCAUUUGGAUCAUCCACAACCUUCGCUGCAAGUGCAACUAGCAUUAGGGAACGUUCUGGACCCAACGGCACAGGAAUGGUUGAGCCAUGUGCAAGACAAGACGUAUUAGUAUAGAGUAUUCAUGGUUCUCCUACAGAGGAAAGAGAACCAUUCGCUUGUUGGUUUAGUUGCUUAAAAGGAUAUGGGACCUCUGUCGAACGAGCUCCUUCCUUCUGGAAGAGUUAGACCCGAGUUGAAAUUACAGCAAUUUUCAUAGUUCUUGCUGAAC
Messenger RNA from Aaosphaeria arxii CBS 175.79, 1199 nucleotides. RefSeq lists its product as uncharacterized. Bases 156 to 1040 code for a protein of 294 amino acids. The transcript has a single exon. The record is from RefSeq and is a predicted model, not a curated record. NCBI's taxonomy places the organism in Eukaryota, Fungi, Ascomycota, Dothideomycetes, Pleosporales.